AUGGAUGAUAAUAUUACUGAAACAGUUGAAAAAACUGAUUCCACAGAUAUUCUCGAUAUUGAAACAGCUUUAAAGCGCAUCAAAAUUGAUCGAGAUUGCCACCCUUCUGCUGUUAAACCAAAACAUUUCAUCAAACUUCAACUCACUGAAACAGAUGACAUCACUUUGUUCGAAGCUGUAAAUUUAACAGUUCCAAAAGGAACAGAAGAAGCUGCUGCUGUUGAAAAGUACAAUGCUGACUAUGAAUAUUUAAAACAAGGUGCUGGUAGAAAUCGACGAACUUCCGAUGCGGAAUCUCAAACUGAAACUGUGUUAGUAAAAUCUCGAAGCUCAAACACAGAUCGAAUCAAAACGGGAGAAAAAGAUUCAUUUGUCAGCAAUUUUGAAAUGUUUGACACUUAUGCUGAACUUGAACAGAAAACAAAAGAAUUGGAGCUUGAUGACGACGAACAUCGGAAGAUGAAAAUAACAACUUACACUAAAAAGGGAAUGGAAGAUACUGAUGAAAAAUUAUCCAAAAGUGAAAACUUUCGUUUGUCUUCAAUGAUACUUCAACGUUUGUUGGCUGGAAAUAUUUUUCACGAACAUCAAAAAAGAUUUCGAAGCAUGACACUGCCAGAUCCCUUAGAAUUGAACAUAAAAUAUCUUUACCGUUUAGAAAAGCUUUGGGCAUACAAAAGCAGUGAAACUACAGGAAUGAAUGUUGUCGACAUGUGUUGGUGUCAGAAUAAUUCUGACCUGUUAGCUGUUGCAUAUGGAAACUUUAACUAUCGAGACAACAAGCGUUCAAUAUUCGGCAAAGUUCUCAUAUGGAGUAUUAAGAACCCCGUCAAUCCCGAAAGGCAAUACAAAUAUGACGUUCCAGUAACCGCUGUAGCUUUUUCAGAAAUGAAACCUCAACUGAUGGCUGUUGCAUUAUACAAUGGAACAGUAGAAGUGAUAGAUGUUGCUGACAUCCAUCCCAACAAAGAACAUUCUAUUGUAGCGAAAAGUGAAAGAAAAUCAUCUCCUGGUUUUGAACCAAUUUGGCAGAUUCAAUGGAUUCAAGCUAACAAUUUUGAAUACAUCAUGGCUGCAUCGCAGGAUGGUAGAAUCACAAAAUACAAAAUAUCAACUGGACCUUAUCUUGUUGGAUAUCUCCAAUUACAUCUUCAUCGUGUUGAAGGAACUGUUGAAGCACUCGAUAUCGAACACAAGAAAACCUUCAUUGAAGCUUAUCGUCAUCCACAGAUUUUAUGUCUUCAAAAGCAUCCACAGAACAUUGAAACGUAUUUGGUUGGAACUGAUGAAGGAUGCUUACAUGUUUGUUCUACAAACUUCCCCUAUCAACAUCUUAGCGUUCUUCAAGUUCAUAAAAGUGGAGUUCACUCUAUUGAUUACUCUCCAUACUCCCCAAAAAUUUUUCUAACUGCUGGAAAUGAUUGGACAAUUCGAAUAUGGAUAGAAAGCAUUUUUGAGCCUAUCAUUGAACUAUCAGAUGGAUUUAAUCCAAUAUAUAAUGCUUAUUGGAGUCCCAUACAUUCAACAAUUAUAGCCAGUUGCACUCAAGAUGCCGUUCAAUUUUGGGAUUUACGGCGGAAAAAUAAAAAGCCGGCAUCGAUACGAACAUUCGAAGGCAAAAAACUGACAGUAAUUAAAUUCAGUCCAUGUGGAAGAUCUUUAAUCAUAGGCGAUACUGAAGGAAAUACUCACAUCUAUGGCUUAGAAGAUUUUCCAUUUGCUCCACAUUACCAAUAUGAUGAACUUCAAAAAGCACUUUGUCACUCAUUGACAAAUAAGCAUAAUCUUGAAAAAUCUGUUAAACAACUCGGAUUUCUUGGAUAUCCAAGUCCGACAAAAAAGUUCUAA
Molecule: messenger RNA, 1848 nt
Organism: Clunio marinus
Lineage: Eukaryota; Metazoa; Arthropoda; Insecta; Diptera; Chironomidae
Source: the annotation of a GenBank genome assembly